GAAGGAACAGGUACCAGCCAGCGACAUAAUAUGUUCUAGAGACCUUUUCCAAGCAUAUUCUUCAAUCAAGGUGGGAAUUUCAGAAAGGAUUAAACUGUGAAAAAAUUUAUUUCAAAAAGAGAUUUCUACACAGAGGUUGAGCCAUGGUGACGCCUCAAUAUUUCCUGUUGCUACUCCUCUUGGGCCUGGAUAAUGCACAGCAAGGAAUGGGUGAGACGACAGAAGGAUCAACAGAAUCAACUGCAGUAGCAACUAAUGCUUCACACUUAUCAACUACAGCUGCACCAACAACCACUGCUGGAACACAGUCAUCAACUACAGCUGCACCAACAACCACUGCCAGUCCGCAGUCAUCAACUACAGGUGAACCAACAACCACUGCCAGUCCGCAGUCAUCAACUACAGCUGAACCAACAACCACUGCUCGAUCACAGUCAUCAACUACAGCUGCACCAACAACCACUGCUGGAACACAGUCAUCAACUACAGCUGCACCAACAACCACUGCCAGUCCGCAGUCAUCAACUACAGGUGAACCAACAACCACUGCCAGUCCGCAGUCAUCAACUACAGCUGAACCAACAACCACUGCUCGAUCACAGUCAUCAACUACAGCUGCACCAACAACCACUGCUGGAACACAGUCAUCAAGUACAGCUGAACCAACAACCACUGCUGGAUCACAGUCAUCAACUACAGCUGAACCAACAACCACUGCCAGUCCGCAGUCAUCAACUACAGCUGCACCAACAACCACUGCCAGUCCGCAGCCAUCAACUACAGCUGAACCAACAACCACUGCGGGAUCACAGUCAUCAACUACAGCUGCACCAACAACCACUGCCAGUCCGCAGUCAUCAACUACAGCUGAACCAACAACCACUGCUGGAUCACAGUCAUCGACUACAGCUGCACCAACAACCACUGCUGGAACACAGUCAUCAACUACAGCUGAACCAACAACCACUGCCAGUCCGCAGUCAUCAACUACAGCUGCACCAACAGCCACUGCCAGUCUGCAGUCAUCAACUACAACUGAACCAACAACCACUGCUGGAUCACAGUCAUCAACUACAGCUGCACCAACAACCACCGCUGGAACACAGUCAUCAACUACAGCUGCACUAACUACCACUGCCGGUAUGCAGUCAACAACUACAUCUGGACCAACAACUGCUGCUGCCAUACAGAGAUCAACUACAGCUGCACCAACAACCACUGCAAGUCCACAGACAUCAACCACAGCUGGACCAACAAGCACUGCUGGAACACAGUCAUCAACUACAGCUGAACCAACAACCACUGCUGGAACACAGUCAUCAACUACAGCUGCACCAACAACCACUGCCAGUCCGCAGUCAUCAACUACAGCUGAACCAACAACCACUGCCAGUCCGCAGUCAUCAACUACAGCUGAACCAACAACCACUGCUGGAACACAGUCAUCAACUACAGCUGGUCCAACAACUACCGCUGGAACACAGUCAUCAACUACAGCUGGACCAACAAGAACCGCUGGAACACAGUCAUCAACUACAGCUGCACUAACUACCACUGCCGGUAUGCAGUCAACAACUACAUCUGGACCAACAACUGCUGCUGCCAUACAGAGAUCAACUACAGCUGCACCAACAACCACUGCUGGAACACAGUCAUCAAUUACAGCUGAUCCAACAAGCACCGCUGGAACACAGUCAUCAACUACAGCUGCACCAACAAGCACUGCUGGAACACAGUCAUCAACUACAGCUGCUCCAACAACUACCGCUAGAACACAGUCAUCAACUACAGCUGGUCCAACAACCACUGCUGGAACACAGUCAUCAACUACAGCUGAUCCAACAACCACUGCUGGAUCACAGUCAUCAACUACAGCUGGUCCAACAAGCACUGCUGGAACACAGUCAUCAACUACAGCUGAUCCAACAACCACUGCUGGAUCACAGUCAUCAACUACAGCUGGUCCAACAAGCACUGCUGGAACACAGUCAUCAACUACAGCUGCACCAACAAGCACUGCUGGAACACAGUCAUCAACUACAGCUGAUCCAACAACCACUGCUGGAUCACAGUCAUCAACUACAGCUGGUCCAACAAGCACUGCUGGAACACAGUCAUCAACUACAGCUGCACCAACAACCACUGCUGGAUCACAGUCAUCAACUACAGCUGCACCAACAACCACUGCUGGACCACAGUCAUCAUCUACAGCUGGUCCAACAAGCACUGCUGGAACACAGUCAACAACUACUGCUGAACCAACAACCACUGCUGGAUCACAGUCAUCAACUACAGCUGGUCCAACAACCACCGCUGGAAUACAGUCAUCAACCACAGCUGGACCAACAACUACCACUGGAACACAGUCAUCAACCACAUCUGGACAAACAAGCACUGCUGGAACACAGUCAUCAACUACAGCUGCACCAACAACCACUGCUGGAUCACAGUCAUCAACUACAGCUGCACCAACAACCACUGCUGGAUCACAGUCAUCAUCUACAGCUGGUACAACAAGCACUGCUGGAACACAGUCAACAACUACUGCUGAACCAACAACCACUGCUGGAUCACAGUCAUCAACUACAGCUGGUCCAACAACCACCGCUGGAAUACAGUCAUCAACCACAGCUGGACCAACAACUACCACUGGAACACAGUCAUCAACCACAGCUGGACAAACAAGCACUGUUGGAACACAGUCAUCAACUACAGCUGCACCAACAACCACUGCUGGAUCACAGUCAUCAACUACAGCUGCACCAACAACCACUGCUGGAUCACAGUCAUCAACUACAGCUGCACCAACAACCACUGCUGGAUCACAGUCAUCAUCUACAGCUGGUACAACAAGCACUGCUGGAACACAGUCAACAACUACUGCUGAACCAACAACCACUGCUGGAUCACAGUCAUCAACCACAGCUGGACCAACAACUACCACUGGAACACAGUCAUCAACCACAGCUGGACAAACAAGCACUGUUGGAACACAGUCAUCAACUACAGCUGCACCAACAACCACUGCUGGAUCACAGUCAUCAACUACAGCUGCACCAACAACCACUGCUGGAUCACAGUCAUCAUCUACAGCUGGUACAACAAGCACUGCUGGAACACAGUCAACAACUACUGCUGAACCAACAACCACUGCUGGAUCACAGUCAUCAACUACAGCUGGUCCAACAACCACCGCUGGAAUACAGUCAUCAACCACAGCUGGACCAACAACUACCACUGGAACACAGUCAUCAACCACAGCUGGACAAACAAGCACUGUUGGAACACAGUCAUCAACUACAGCUGCACCAACAACCACUGCUGGAUCACAGUCAUCAACUACAGCUGCACCAACAACCACUGCUGGAUCACAGUCAUCAACUACAGCUGGUCCAACAAGCACUGCUGGAACACAGUCAACAACUACUGCUGAACCAACAACCACUGCUGGAUCACAGUCAUCAACUACAGCUGGUCCAACAACCACCGCUGGAACACAGUCAUCAACCACAGCUGGACCAACAACUACCACUGGAACACAGUCAUCAACCACAGCUGGACAAACAAGCACUGUUGGAACACAGUCAUCAACUACAGCUGCACCAACAACCACUGCUGGAUCACAGUCAUCAUCUACAGCUGGUCCAACAAGCACUGCUGGAACACAGUCAACAACUACUGCUGAACCAACAACCACUGCUGGAUCACAGUCAUCAACUACAGCUGGUCCAACAACCACAGCUGGAAUACAGUCAUCAACCACAGCUGGACCAACAACUACCACUGGAACACAGUCAUCAACCACAGCUGGACAAACAAGCACUGUUGGAACACAGUCAUCAACUACAGCUGCACCAACAACCACUGCUGGAACACAGUCAACAACUACUGCUGCUCCAACAACCACUGCUGGAUCACAGUCAUCAACUACAGCUGGUCCAACAACCACCGCUGGAAUACAGUCAUCAACCUCAGCUGCACCAGCAACCACUGUUGGAACCCAAUCAUCAACUACAGUUGGACCAACAAGCACUGCUGGCACUCUGGCAUCAACUACAGCUGCACUAACUACCACUGCCGGUAUUCAGUCAACAACUACAUCUGGACCAACAACUGCUGCUGCCGUACAGAGAUCAACUACAGCUGCACCAACAACCACUGCAAGUCCACAGAUGUCAACCACAGCUGGACUAACAACCACUGCUGGAACACAGUCAUCAACUACAGCUGGACCAACAAGCACCACUGGGACACAAUCAACUACAGUUGGACCAACAAACACUGCUGGCACUCAGGCAUCAACUACAGCUGCACCAACAACCACUUCAAGUCCACAGACAUCAACCACAGCUGGCCCAACAACCACUGCUGGAACACAGUCAUCAACUACAGCUGGUCCAACAAGCACCACUGGGACACAGUCAUCAACUACAGCUGGACCAACAAGCACCACUGGGACACAAUCAACUACAGUUGGACCAACAAGCACUGCUGGCACUCAGGCAUCAACUACAGCUGCACCAACAACCACUUCAAGUCCACAGACAUCAACCACAGCUGGCCCAACAACCACUGCUGGAACACAGUCAUCAACUACAGCUGGUCCAACAAGUACCACUGGGACACAAUCAACUACAGUUGGACCAACAAGCACUGCUGGCACUCAGGCAUCAACUACAGCUGCACCAACAACCACUUCAAGUCCACAGUCAUCAACUACAGCUGGACCAACAAGCACCGCUGGAACACAGUCAUCAACUACAGCUGAACCAACAACCACUGCUGGAUCACAGUCAUCAACUACAGCUGCACCAACAAGCACUGCUGGAACACAGUCAUCAACUACAGCUGGUCCAACAACUACCGCUGGAACACAAUCAUCAACUACAGCUGGACCAACAAGCACUGCUGGAACACAGUCAUCAACUACAGCUGGUCCAACAACUACCGCUGGAACACAGUCAUCAACUACAGCUGGACCAACAAGCACCGCUGGAACACAGUCAUCAACUACAGCUGCACUAACUACCACUGCCGGUAUGCAGUCAACAACUACAUCUGGACCAACAACUGCUGCUGCCAUACAGGGAUCAACUACAGCUGCACCAACAACCACUGCAAGUCCACAGACAUCAACCACAGCUGGACCAACAAGCACUGCUGGAACACAGUCAUCAACUACAGCUGAACCAACAACCACUGCUGGAACACAGUCAUCAACUACAGCUGCACCAACAACCACUGCUGGAACACAGUCAUCAACUACAGCUGAACCAACAACCACUGCUGGAACACAGUCAUCAACUACAGCUGCACCAACAACCACUGCUGGAACACAGUCAUCAACUACAGCUGGUCCAACAACUACCGCUGGAACACAGUCAUCAACUACAGCUGGUCCAACAACUACCGCUGGAACACAGUCAUCAACUACAGCUGGACCAACAAGCACCGCUGUAACACAGUCAUCAACUACAGCUGCACUAACUACCACUGCCGGUAUGCAGUCAACAACUACAUCUGGACCAACAACUGCUGCUGCCAUACAGAGAUCAACUACAGCUGCACCAACAACCACUGCUGGAACACAGUCAUCAACUACAGCUGUACCAACAACCACUGCUGGAACACAGUCAUCAACUACAGCUGGUCCAACAACCACUGCUGGAACACAGUCAUCAACUACAGCUGAUCCAACAACCACUGCUGGAACACAGUCAUCAACUACAGCUGCACCAACAACCACUGCCAGUACACAGUCAUCAACAACAGCUGGGCAAACUACCUCCGCUGCAACACAGUCAACAACUACAGAUGCACAAACAACCACUGCUAGUACACAGUCAACAACUACAACUAAACCAACAACAAGAAAUACUGUCUCAACCCAAUCAAUAGCAGCCUCUACAUCAACAGCAGCUGCCACCUCAAUGCAAACAACAUCCACUUCGCCUCGUUCUAAUGUUGCUUUACUGAUUUUCAGUAUAAUGGACACCUUUGAUGAUGAUUUAAGGAAUGCUAGUUCAGAGAAACACAAAGAACUUGCAGGGAAAGUUGAAACUGGGCUCAAUAGUGCUUACCGAAAUACGCCAGGUUUUCUACGUUCAAUGGUCAAUGAAUUCAGAAGUGGAUCCAUUGUAGCAGACUGCUCCAUGAUUUUCAACAACACGACCCCAAGUCCAUCUGAAGUGGUAAGGAUACUUGCCAGCCAGCUCACGAACGGCACAAAUUUGGGGAACCUAACGAUUAAUCGUGCAACCAUCCAAUCCAGUAGUACCACUCUGAAAAAUUUGGACCCAAUUGCUUUGAAUAUUACCUUUAUAAUAGAGGACAGAGCUUUUAAUACCAACCUCAGUAACACCAGUUCUCGUGAAUUUACAUACCUGAGGAAUUUAGUGAUAAGUUGGCUUGAUCGAGCUUUGUUUUCUGAAUUUGGUGAAAACUCCACAUCCAAUUAUACUGUUGUUUUCAGCGAAACUACAUCAAUGGUGAUGGUGGAGGCAAAUGUCCUGAUCACCAGUGAGAAGCCCGAGAAUAGUACACAGCUGCGUGAUUUACUUAUUGCAAAAAAUGGAACUUUAGACUUAGACAUCAUCUUAUCCAGUGUGCAAGUAAACGGUGCGAAAUUUCUUGUCAAAAGCUUUGAAAUUGUACUUCGCUUUACAAAUAGGAGGUUUACAAAUGAACUCAACGAGAGAGCAACCCCCGAGUUCAGAAAUGUCAGCACCGCAAUUACAAGCGUGGUGAACAGAAUCUUUGUAAUCGACCCCAAUUACAUUGAAGUCGUAAUUGUAGGAUUUCAGAAUGGAUCCAUUCAAAGCAAUAUUAAAAUCAAUUUUAAGCAAACUGGAAUAACACAAGCCAAUGUAGUCGAACGACUGGUCAAUAACACUGAAGAAUUCUCAAGGCAAGGCCUAACUCUGGAUGUAAAUCACCUUAUCAAUGCAAUUGCAACAACUGCAAGAACAACUAUACGUACCACCAUAAGUACCACUGCCACAAGUAUGACAACCAAAUCUACAACCACAGCCAGCGCAACAGUUAAUCAGCCAGCUCCAGGAAAACCAUUCCCAGGUUACGCCAUUGCAAUCAUUGUCAUGUGCGGCUUGGCUCUCCUUGCACUCCCCUUCCUUGUAGUUCUGUUCAUCAAGACCGGCUUUUGUUCCAAAGUAGCAAGUGCCUUCCAGUUGGAAUCUCCUGAUCAUUUGGACUUGAGCCGUCCAAUAAUUGGGGGCCGGUCGUACAAUUUUUACUGAUGAAACAGCAGGAGCUGCAGUGACAACGUGCUUUGGAUUAUGAAGAUUGCAUAUGAAGAAUAUUGAUCACAGUGUUCAUCUAACGUACCAUCCAAAUUAAUCCACAUGUAACCAAAUGAACUGAGUUAUCAUAACACUGACUCUUUCACAUCAAGGUAGAUGCCAUUUAUAAAACAGACCACCACUCAGUUCUCCCACUGUGUUAGAAGAUGUAUGCGUUUUCGAUCUAUAUGGAAUGAAGCCUAUCCAGAAUUUGCUUUUGAAGGCAGCUUUGUCUUAAAUCUGUAUUUAUUUGUAGGGCUCUGUCUGUGAAAUGGUCAAGUACUACCUUUGUGUUAAAAAUUUAAGUCAACCCAAGUCACUUUUCUGCUAAUGCCAGACCCAUGGUGUGUAGAGGCUGAAUUUCUUGCAUGCAUCUCGAAUAUUAUACUAUAAGCCACUACAAAACCAAACCGACACUGAAUUAAUGUCGUUUUACUGGAGUGCAAGGCAAUGCAUGCUGGAGGUUGGCAAUUAAUUUACUGGAAGGCAGAAUGGUUGGGAUACCACUGGGGAGGAAUAUGGACAAUUAAGUGCAAGUAUUAAAAUGAGGUGUUAAAAGGGAGUGUUGAGUUUGUGUACAUUGGUGACAAGUGGAAUUUCCUGACUUCAUGCUUGACUUACCAUGAAUUUCCAGAGCACAUUAUUUUUACAGAAGCCUGUAACUUUGUUGCAAAUGGGCUUCUGAGAUCUUCAGUAGAGCCAAGUUUUCUCAGGUGCUUAUACACAGGUGAUAUUUAUACACAAAACUGGUUAUGCAGGUUAAUUGUCAAACUCACUGUUUAAUACACACUUGGUGUCACAGCUUUUUCUAUGAGAUUUAAUGAUGGACAUCUCAGGAACCAAAAACAAUGAAACUAAUAUCUUCAGGAACAGGAUUGUCAGUGUCAAUUAGCAAUUAGACACAGAUUACCUCAAGUACAUGCAUACUUGCUCUCUCUUGCACUCUAAUUACAGGUCUUAAUAAGAGAAUUCAUUAUAUGAAACAAAGGAGCUCUUGUAGGGGUAUUACCAAAUAUUCUAUCUGCCCUUCUGUUCUGUUUCAACUUCCUGUAUGACAUGUGUUUAACAGAAAACAACAUUUAUAAAGCCUCCAGGAUGUCCAUCCUGAAACAAUGUUGUGUGAGCCAGCUACUAAAGUUGUCAGGUUCGGCACACAGGGAUACAUAGAUUCCCCGUCUACAAUGACCCUCUGCAGCAGACUUGGCUUCUGCAGUGAAGAGUUCCAAAACUUUGUGUGUCAGUUCACGCCCAAACAGAACAUCAAGGCUCAAGUAUCCAGAAUGGUUGUGCCAAUGAUACGAGGCAUAACCACAGUCAAUCGUGUUAACCUGCAACACUUAAGAAAGAUUGCUCCUAUGUUGCAAUGGAUAUUUUGAUUAUGCUAUAGAUGGUACUAACAUAUAAGAAAUUAACUUAUGCAUAAGUUUUAUUAUUUUGCAGCUUUCUACUAAGCUACUUUAACUUAAUUGACAUUCAGCAACAAGAAGGUUAAGUCUAAGAUAGUAUAUAGACAUUUGUUCUCAGUGGAAAUAUAUUGCAGGCAGGCCUAGCUCUUCUUGAAAUGCUUAUCUCAUUGACAGUCUGAAUCUCAUUUUUAAUCCUAGAAGGAUUCCAGGUUGCAUUGAUUUGAAAUCACUGUGUUUAGGGUUGUAGCUAAAUCAUAACUUAUAUUUGUUAGAUAGUAACUUGUAACCAAUAGAAUAUAUAAGCUAGUCACCUCCAGUUAUAAUAUUUAUACCAAUCCUUCAUUUUACUAAAGGAGUCAGAAGCUAGCUUUGUGAUAGCAAGAUAUUUGAAGACUCUUUGAAAAAAAAUCUCAAUAACCUACACUUUAAAAGAUAGAUCUUCUGAUAGUCACACACAAUUCUCAGGAACAGAACCAGUUUGAGCUGGCUUAUACCAGGAGUGUGGCUGAAUUGAUCUUUGCAGGGCAGGUUAGUUCCAUUCAAUCACAAGUUUAACAGUGUUUAGUUCAAUCCCUCCGAGUAUCCUUCAAGUAGCUUUACUUAAGGUAACUUUCAGCCUCUCCCUCAUAAGGAAACAAUGUGACUAUAUUUGUACACUGAAUUUGCUGUGGCACAAAUUGUACCCUAACUUUAUACUGAAACGUGAUAAUAAUGUAUUUGUCACACAAAUUAAACUCACCUUUUGAUGCCAAAUUGAAUUAAAUCAAUUUUAAUUGAUUAUUUUGCUACUACUCAUACUGAUAAGCACUAUAAAGAAUAAAUAUGUGCCAAGUUUUCGUUAUAAAAGCAUCUACUAGUUCGUUGGAUUGAACAUGUCAGUAUGAAAACAAAGAUUUAUUUUUCUGAGCUAGAAUAUUUUUGUUGUAAAUGCACUAUUGAAUAAAUAUUUCUUACAAAUCAGAACCAUAUUUUGAGUCCAUUGUGAAUCUUGUAUUUUUGCUUUAUUUAAAUAGAAGUGAUUUAUUUAACGUAAGAUCUCAGACCCACCCUGUUUGUUGACUUUGGGCAUCAAUUAUCAGAUAAUAGCUGCUUCUUUUUAGUGUGUCAGGAAUAUCUCAAUUCAAGAUGAUGAGCAGAUAUUGUUUACCCAUCAGCAAUUAGUUUGGGUUGGGUCUCCAUCAUAGCAGAUGAUUAUGCCUGAAUGAUAAAGACAAGCCAAACACCUGGUUCUAUUCAAGACUGUACCUUUCAUGUUUUGACUCAAGGUAUGUUCUGACAAUUCUUUCAUGAACCAUAGUUCUUACUUCAGCUACAGGCAUCACCUCUUCUCAUGCCUAUCUCCUCCCCCAGUGCCCCU
Messenger RNA from Mobula hypostoma (lesser devil ray), 10061 nucleotides. RefSeq names its product mucin-22-like. The record is from RefSeq and is a predicted model, not a curated record. The transcript is spliced from 14 exons. NCBI's taxonomy places the organism in Eukaryota, Metazoa, Chordata, Chondrichthyes, Myliobatiformes, Myliobatidae. The coding region runs from base 144 to 7256 and encodes 2370 amino acids.